GUUAUUAGAAGACACUUAUACAGUGAUCUUAUUUUAAAUGAACAUCUUUUUCGCGCCUCGAGAUUUAAAAUAUCAUUUAAAACAACAACUUCCAGUAAAUAAUGAUUUAACAAAUGAACAACUCUUAUUAUUACAUAAUAUAUUUGGUGAUUUAAUUAUGAAAGCAUUAUGGAUUAUUGAAUACGGUUCAAUCAUUAUAGAACGAUCUAAAUCAUCUCAACAUCAACUAUUUCGAGUAGAAUCAAAUUCUGGUACAAUUAGUUACUGUUCAAAUUAUACACGUUAUUGUCGUUGUUUUAAUAUAGUACAAAAAUAUAUUCAUCAUUGCUAUGAAUUAUGGAUUUUGCCGAAAUCAAUAAAAUUAUGGGAAGUAGUGACCAGCGGAGUUCAACCGUGUCUGUUGUGGGAUAGUAACUUACUGAAGGCAAUUGUGGAUAUGUCUCUCAAUUUUAUGGAUUAGUUGAAGUUAGAUAUGAACAUUGUUGGAUGCCAGCUUAGUGGUCUGGUGGUUAAGCGUUCGCGCGCGUGACCUGGUUUCGAAUCUCGAGAGUCAGUCAUCCAGUUCUUCCAGGUUUUCCAUGAUAAUCUAGCUUGAAUUAACCUGUGAUCUCAAACAAUGAAGUUACUACAAUAUCCACAAAAUUCCUUCUGAUAUGGAUCAAGCACUUAUUUUUAAAAGAAUCCGUUUUUAAUUGAUUAUUUUUCAAGUCACCACUGAUAAGAUCUAAUUGAAGAAUUUUAUUUACCAAACUGUGAGUAAUCAGACGACAAAGUGGUCAAGCGUAACAUUUCAUUUUCAUGUAUUUUGUUAUGACUAUAUUAUGUAGUUUCAUUCAAAUUAAGGAAGAAUUAGUAUUAUUAUUAUUAGACAUAGUUUUCUUGAAAAAUUACCGAAACAUAUAAACAUUGGUACAAUCGAGCACCAAAUAUAUAUUUACUACAUAAAUGACUCCAUUUGUGUGAGGGUUGGAAUACUUCCUGGGUGCCCAAAUUGAAGGAGGUUGUUUUCUUAGGAGAGCACACCUGGAAUCUUUGACCUAAAGAUCUAAUCCUUAAGGCAAUGGAGCAAUGCCAGGAGAUGCAAUCACAUGUUAGCCUAUGACUAAUAAUACGUUGAUAUGCCAUUUAUUUUUUCAAGAUCCUGAAGUCCGAAUGCACCAUCGAUUUGAAAUCAGGGUUUCCCAAUUCUUCUAGAUGGACUCUCCGUGUCCACCAACCCAGUUUAAGCUUACUUACACCUGUUACUCCUCGUAAAAAAGCAUAGACCGCUCACCAGUAUUCUACAUCUAACCCUGUCCUGAGCAAUCCUUUCCAGCUCUUUCUAGUUGUUACUCAUCCUUUUCAUAUCCACUUUAUUUCUC
Molecule: messenger RNA, 1361 nt
Organism: Schistosoma spindalis
Lineage: Eukaryota; Metazoa; Platyhelminthes; Trematoda; Strigeidida; Schistosomatidae
Source: the annotation of a GenBank genome assembly